This is a messenger RNA of Entrophospora candida, 6054 nucleotides long. Lineage: Eukaryota; Fungi; Glomeromycota; Glomeromycetes; Entrophosporales; Entrophosporaceae. The record is from the annotation of a GenBank genome assembly.
AUGCCAAUAAUUACAACAAGCACAUCCGCUGUUUCUUCUUGGUCGCCUUUGACACAAUUUGCUUAUGGAUUUGCUAUUUAUCCUUUUACUCCUGGUGCGCAAAACAAUUCUUCGUCAGAUUCUAUAAAAGAUGCUCAAAGCAUAAAUGAAUCGGUUGAUGGUGUUGUUGAUUUAAAAUCUAAUGAAAAAAAUGAUUUAAUUUCUAAAAAAGAUAAUAAAAUUGAUUCUGAUUCAAAUUCAAAUCAUAAAUUAGUAGAUCAUGAUUCUCAACCUGACAAUGAAAAGAACAAGGUGCUUGAAUAUCUUGAUGAUGUCAAAUUACAAGCUAACGAAUCAACAAAAUCUUUUAAUGAUGCUGCUUCACUUGAUUCUACUACUAGUAAUGAAAAUGAAAAACCUGCUUCUACUAAUGACAAUGAUGAUAAUGACAGACCUCCUCCACCACUACCUUCACUUGAAUGUGGUGAUGAUACAAUAAGUGGAAAGAAUGAACCUUUGAUAGAUGAAAUUUCAAGCGCAGUCAGAGAAUGGUGUAGUCUUUUACCUACUUAUUUGGAAGAAAGAAGAUACUCCAUGUUUAGAACUGUUAAAGAUCAAAUAAAUGAUUUAUUACAGGGUCGAAGGCAACUACUUGCUCAAACUUUAUCUCAAGAUGAACUGAGCAAGCUACGUAAAGAGCUUAUCAAUAAACUUGUUUCUGGUAACAUAAUUCAGGAUUUAGAUAUUAUUGUCAGGCAUCCCGAAAAAGGUUUUCUUGCUGAUGAAACAAAUGUAUCAGCUAUUCGUCUAUAUCAAUUGCAAGGUCAUUUAUCAAUUCUCAAUGCAGAAAAAUCAAAACAUGAUUCAUCGUUACCUUUCAAUAGCCCUACUAUUUUAAAUUCACCACCAAUAACAUCACCGUCACUCCCCGCUAUUUUACUGCAAAAUAAUUCCUCCUCUUCCACAACAAUACCAACAAUUGCCACUAAUGAUAGUGUUAGUCAUGCACCAAAGUUUUACCAUGUGUUUUUGGAUUUAAAAGCUUGGGUUGCUUCAAUUUCUGCUUUUGGUGAAUACACCGAAUUAUAUUUUUCUUUGUACACGAAAACAGAUUCAAGAUUUAUUACAGAAGAAUAUUGUAUUAUACUUAAUCAUAAUGGUGUACCAAAGGAUGAAUCAAAAAUUCAAAAAAUCAGAACAUUGUUUACUGAUCUUUCUCCUCAUGACAUUCAAGAUCAAGUUUUUCUUAUUUGUAGGAUCAUUCGUACAGGAAGCAUGAAAAUGGAAAACAAAGAUAAAGACUUUUCAAAAGACAGCAACUCUGUAAAAUCACCAUCAUCAUCCCUUUCUUCGCAAAAUAAUCUCAAUGGCAAUAAUAGCACCAAUAUAAGAUUAUCUCCACAAACUUUUCGUAGACCAUUUGGCUGUGCUAUACUUGAUAUAACUCAUUUGAUCCAAGGAAAAGAAAAAGAAUCUAUGAGUGAACACGUAAUGCAAAUCUAUGUGCCAACUCAAGGAUCUACUUUCGCUAUUUUGCAUGAAGACAUUAUUUAUAACCGUGUUAAAGAGUUUGAAAAAUCUCCAAGAGCAGAGAUGAUCAGUGUAUCAAUUCGUUCAUUUUAUGGUGAAGCUACAACAAUCAUCAAGGAAAAUACUGCUCUACUUCAAGAUAUCACUAUUACAUCUCGUCUUGGAUUUGCUGAUGUGGUAUUUCCAGGUGAUGUAAGGAACGAAAUUUAUCUUAAACUUUGGUCUGGUGAUUUCACACAGGGUAGAACCACAACUGCUAGAAAUAUUCAAGUAACAGCAGAAGUUAGAUUAAGUUCUGGCGAAGUUUUAAAAAAUGCCAUCUCUCAAGGAUCUGGUGAGCCACCUGUAACACAUUUUGAGUCUAUUGUUUUCUAUCAUUCAAACAAUCCAACUUGGGGUGAAUUUAUAAAAUUGACAAUUCCAUCUGCUUUAUUUGAGCAAGCCCAUGUUUUUUUAACUUUUAAACAUAGAACAACAAAAGAUAAAAAAGAAGAUAAGUUGUUUGCUUUUGGGUACUUGCCACUAUUUCCUGAGAAAAGAGCUUUCAUUAGUGAUGGAAAACAUACUUUGACUUUAUACAAAUAUGAUAAGCAACUAAUAAAUCCUCCAUCUUAUUUAAGUGUGCCCUGGUCAUCACUAGCCACAAUAGUUGAUACAGCCUCUGUACAUCUCACAAAUAAUCCUCAAAUGUCGUUACAUAAAUUGAUCUCCCCAUUAAAAGAUACAGCUGUAAUUUGGACUUAUUUAUGUUCUACAAAAUAUACACAGAAUGAAGUAUUACUCAAGCUAUUAAAUUGGGAAAAACAAUUAUUAUCAAAUGAAAAUGAGUUGAAGUCAGUUUUAAAAAAAUUUACUUUUGUUAGUGAGGUGGAAAUUGUUAAAUUUCUUCAAGAUAUUUUUGAUGCAUUAUUUGGUAUUUUGGUAUCAGCAAGGAACCAACAAGGAGAACUAGAUGAUUUGAUAUUUAAUGCAUUAGUAACUAUUCUUGGAAUAGUUUCUGACAGAAGAUUUAUGAAUUUUAAGCCUGUACUUGAUGUAUAUAUUGAAAAACAUUUUUCCUGCGCUGCUGCUUCAUCUCAUUUCAUCAGAUCAAUGAACCAUUUAGCCUCUAAUCCAACAGGUGUAGAAACUGCAAAAAAUCUACGUUCUGCUAUCAAAGUUUGGCAAUACAUUUUCAAAUUUAUCAUGAGAUCCAGGGAACUGCAAAGAACAAAAGAAACAGAUAUGGGUCUGUCAGGAAAUUAUGUUGAAGAACAAUUCAAAACUGAUCUUUUCUCUUUAUUUAAAAGUAUAGACAAAUUAAUGUCAAUUACCACACCACAAUCAAUAAUUGGUACUCAGGCAUUAGCCAUGCAACAUUUUGGUUCUAUUUUCACUGACCUUGGCAAAUGUUUCUCAUCUGAUGACCUAAUAUUGAUUGCAAUACGAUUUACUGAAUCGGUUCGGUUGCCUAAAGGUAAACUUUUAGCUUAUAAACUUUUGGUGAUUCUACAAUUUUGUCGCGGUCCAUUAUUUGAAAAUCCCGAGUCUAGAGCAACCCUAACACCUAGAGUGGUUGAAUGGCUUUCUGAUCAUAUGGGUAGAUGGGAAGUUACAAAUAAACAAACUAAUGAUUACGAAGCUGCGAGAUUACAAUGGCAAGAUGGUAUUAGGCUGUGUGUGUCUAUUUUGGCAGUUAUGUUGGAAAUCCUACAGAAUUCAAUUGAAAAGGCUUCAAAUGACAAAGAAUCAACUAAAAGAGAAAUUGAAAAUGUGAUGGUGCUUCUUCCAUUGUUGAUGAAACUCUGUGAAUCUUAUCGAGAAUUACAUAUUACUUCUUUUGAUGAACAUGAAAGUUUACAUCAUGAGCAAAAUCCCUUGUCUUCUUCAAAUUUAACAAAUCAUUCAGGGACACCAUCAACCAUAAAUUCAUAUAGAUACUCAAAAGAUUUUCCCUUUUUCCAAUCGUCAAAUAAAAUGUCUAGUGGUUUGGGUGAAAUAGCAACAGUUUUAUUACAAAUAAUAUAUUUAGUAUCACAAAAAAACAUGAAAGAGCAUCUUCUAUCAACUUAUUAUAGAGAAGGUCAUGAUUCUACAGCAGAAUUUCUGAUUAUUCUGUUCCAAGUUGCACGAUCAGUACUAAUAAAUGAUGCAUUUCCAAAAUCAUGGUUAAAUAUGAAUAUGAUAGCUCAUAAAACCUUUUUAAAAGUCCUUGAACCAAUAUCAAUAAUGAUGGAAAAAAAUUAUAUACCAGGUAAAGAAGCACCAAAUUCAUUUAAUGAAGAACUUUGGAGAGAAUAUUUCAAUUGUCUUUUGUGUCUGCUUACCAGUAGACAUCUAGUGAUUGAAGAUUUCACGCCACAAAAACGUCGUGCAAUAUGGAGGUUGGCAGGUGAUAUUCGUGGACAAGGAGCAAAAUUAUUAUCAACAUUAUGGAAUGCUAUUGGAUGGGAACAGGGUAAAGAAGGAAAAAUGGGUGGUUAUCAAGUUCGAUUCAUAAACACAUUAUUAGGCCCAAUGUUAGAAUUGUGUCUGUCUCAUCAUGAUGAGUUGCGUUCUGCUGCCACCACUGUUUUAUUCAGCAUGAUAGUAACACAAUAUAUGCUAGAAAAAGAUUUGAAACAAAUUGAAUCAGACAUUAUUGAUAUAUUUGAUAGACUUUUCAUGUCUGAAACUAAAGGUGAUGAAAUGUCUUGCUCAUAUUUUAUUGCACAAUUGAAAGGAUUAUUUGAAGAAUCUUUGGUCGAUAUGGAUUUAAGAGACGCAAUGAUAAAGUUCUUGGAUUCUUUGAAUGAAUUUUUAGAACUUUUACUUGGCGUUCGUGAAUUACCCGAGGGUGAAGAAUUCCAGGAUGAUCGAAUUAUGUGUACACUCAAACUUAUGAAAUUCAUAAAAACUAUUGAAAGGAAUCAGAUUUAUAUCAAAUAUGUGCAUCAGCUUGUUCAAAUGCAAAUCAACAGUCAUAAUUUUGUUGAGGCAGCAUUAACACUAAAAUUACAUUCAGAUUUAUACAACUGGGAUCCAAAUAUUGAAGUGGAAGCAUUACCUGAAUUAAAUUUUCCUAAACAAUCAGCUUUUGAUAGAAAGGAAAGAUUAUAUCUUCAAAUAUUGGGUUAUUUUGUUAAGGGAAAGGCUUGGGAAUAUGGUAUAGAAAUAUGCAAAGAGCUGGCCAAACAAUUUGAGUGUACCACAUUUGAAUAUCAACGUUUAAGCAAUAUACUUAAACAACAAGCUGUACUUCAUGAGAACAUUAUAAUGAAGGAACGCUAUUUCAGUGAGUACUUUAGAGUUGGAUUUUAUGGUAGAGGAUUUCCAGCUAGUUUACAAAAUCGACAAUUUAUUUAUCGUGGUUUUGAAUGGGAAAAGAUUGGUGCAUUUUGCGAACGUAUGCAGAACAAACACACACAAGCUCAACUACUUAAAUCAAAUAGCCCUCCAACUGAUGACAUUCUUCAUGGAGAUGGUCAAUUCCUUCAGGUGACAGCCGUAAAACCAGAGCCUAAUAAAGAUCUCCCUGUAUUUAAAGGAGAUGUUCCAUCAUCUAUUCGCUCCUAUUAUGAGUAUAAUUCUGUAGACACAUUUAGUUUCUCCAGACCUGUGAAUAAGAAUCCUAAUGGCAUUAAAUCUGGCAAUGAAUUCUUGGAUUUAUGGACAGAAAAAACCAUUUUAAUUUCUAAAGACCAUUUUCCAACUGUUUUACGACGAUCUGAAGUGAUCAAAAUGACUGUGUUUGAAGUUUCGCCAAUUGAAAAUGCAGUGACUACAAUGAGAUCCAAGAAUAAAGAAUUAUUAAUUUUAGAAUCUAAAUAUAGAGCACUUCUUAAUUCAAAUAAUGUGGGAACUGCCAAGGUCAACACUAAUCCUUUAACAAUGUCACUAAAUGGAGCAGUGGAUGCACCUGUAAAUGGUGGUGUGCCCAUGUAUAAAAAGGCAUUUUUCGAUCCUGAAUUCAUAUCAACUAAUCCUGAUAAAGAAUCACUAGUAAGAGAUUUGAAAGAAUCAAUUGAUGAACAAGUUGAAAUUAUUUAUAGAUGUUUGCAAAUACACGAUUGCUUAGUGUCACAUGACAUGCGACCAUUACACGAGACUCUGUUUAAAUUUUUCCAUAAAAAUUUUGCUGAAGAAAUUAAAAGAUUAACAGAACGUAGAAAAGCAAAAGAAGGCGAAAAAUCAAAACAAAUAACAACAAAUGAUCAUCAGGUUAUAUCAACAAUUGUUUCGUCGCAAACUUCACCAUUUUUCCUACCGCCAUUAAAUGUCAAUAACCCUAAUCGGAUUCCAUCAUUUUACGCAAUUUCACAACUAAAUGGUGAACAAAUAUCACCUACAUCACCAAUUGGUACAUCACCAAUUGGUCCAUCAUCUUCAUCAUCAAUAAUUACUAGAGUUGCAGCAGCAAAAGCAAAUUUUAAUUCAUCUAGUCCUAAUGGGUUUACACUUUCAGAUGCUUUAAUGAUUGAAAAAAGAAAAGUCACACCAGAAAGGAAAAAAUCGUUGAUAUCUGCUGAGAGAAGAAUGACACUCAGAGGGUGGUCGUUUAAUAGGAAUAGAAGUUCAACUAAUUAA